This is a messenger RNA of Micropterus dolomieu (smallmouth bass), 1640 nucleotides long. RefSeq names its product fas apoptotic inhibitory molecule 1-like. Gene Ontology annotation, biological process: negative regulation of extrinsic apoptotic signaling pathway via death domain receptors; canonical NF-kappaB signal transduction; positive regulation of neurogenesis. The transcript is spliced from 5 exons. The coding region runs from base 877 to 1422 and encodes 181 amino acids. The record is from RefSeq and is a predicted model, not a curated record. Lineage: Eukaryota; Metazoa; Chordata; Actinopteri; Centrarchiformes; Centrarchidae.
ACAUUUAUAUAACAAAAUAAAGUAAACAUGGAAUGUUUACAUGGAAGAAUAAGAGCUGAAACAUAUUCAGAAUAUGACUGUGAUGUGAAGAAACCCUCUUUUAACUUUAAAGUGAUUAAAGGGGAAACGUUUCCUUUAUUCACUUUGUGUUUGCCAAAAAUCCAAUCCAGUAGUGAAUUCAGGCAAGUAGGUGAACUCCUUUCGUUUAUAUUUUUAUGCUUAUUUUGUACUUAUUUGCCCUCAUUCUGUUCCUCCUCUUCCCUCAAUAAAUGUGGGUUAAUUUUAGCGAGGAAAGAAUGAGGAUUAAAUCAGAAUGUGAUUGACUUAUACAAGCUGCUGUGUUCAGUACAGAGACAGUUGUUAAGCACUUCCUUCCCUCUGUGAUGAUCUGAGAGUUUUACUGGCUUGAGAUCAGAUAUGACACACAUGAAACCGUCUGUGGAUCCAGUGUCUUCUGCAAACAGCAAUAGCAACACAAUAGCAGCUUUGUCUGAAACACUGCUGGAGAGCCGGCAGAGCUGCUUUCUGUUGUCUGUUGUGUUGAACACGCCUGCUGGAUGCUCUGAAACACACGGACAUACCGACAGCAGAACUUGUUUUGAGGAGGUUUCCGUGGUGCGGAGAUGUUCCUGCUGGCUCAAACAAACCCCGGAUGCGAACCAAAGCUUGUCCUAAUUGUCUCUGGCAGUAUAGAUUGAGCUUCCAUCUGUAAGCCUCUUACAGUAAUACACCUGCUGCUGAGACGACACCACGGCUGAGCAGCGCAGGACGAACACUCCUCCACAUACAGCUCCCAAAUAUGACUUUCCGGCCGACAUGUUGCUCUGAGAACAUGGUUUUGUGAUUUUCAGGAAAGGAUCCUGAGGUGUGUCCGAGAUGCUGUGUGGAGAUGUGGUGGCCAUGUGGGAGGUGGCUCUGAGCGACGGCGUUUACAGGAUUGAGUUUGCUCAUGGCACCACCACCGGGAAACGCAUUGUUUACAUCAACGGACAGGAAGUCAUCAGAAAAGACUGGCUGUUCAAGCUGGUUGGAAAGGAAACCUUCACCGUGGGAAGCGCCCACACCAAAGCCACCAUAAUCAUCGAGGCCAUCAGCGGAUUUGCCUACGAGUACACGCUGGAGAUUGACGGGAAGAGCCUGCAGAAGUUCAUCAGUGACCGGGCCCAGACCACCAAAACCUGGCUGCUCAAAGUGGACGGACAGGACUGCAGGGUCGUACUCGAAAAGGACACGAUGGAUGUUUGGUGCAACGGGCAGAAAAUGGACACGAUGGGAGAGUUCGUAGACGACGGCACAGAGACGCACUUCAUGGUGGGGGAACACGAGUGCUGCAUCAAGGCUACGAGCGGUGGGAAGAAAAAGAGCGGCAUUGUGCACUGUUUACUGCUGGACGGGGACAAAAUACCAGCUUCAACACAAUAGUGCCGGAGCAGACUGUUGGAACAGAGUAUAACUUUCAAAGAGACUCUAUGAAUGAAGUAUUUGGAUGCCAUGUAUAAAUACCAAGCAGAUACUACACUGGCUGUGCUUUGUGAUGGAGGAUCAGGACUUUUUGUGUUUGAGUUGGUUUUGACUGCACAUUUAGAAAAUACACGCGCAAAUAUGUUCAUUUAAAUAUAGCAAAUAAACACUGAACUGUA